This is a messenger RNA of Peronospora farinosa, 717 nucleotides long. NCBI's taxonomy places the organism in Eukaryota, Oomycota, Peronosporomycetes, Peronosporales, Peronosporaceae. The record is from the annotation of a GenBank genome assembly.
AUGGCGCGUUCUCGUGCCAUCGACAUUUUGUUCGAGUUCGAUGCGCCGCAGACAUACCGCGACCUUAGCGCACCAUUGUCUCCUCUUGCACCAGGUGAACACGACGUCUGGUUUGAUCAGAUCCAUCCGCAACAUAGCAAACCCAGUGCCGUUUUAGCACGAGAAGCGGUCGGUGUCGUGCGUAAGUUGCAGGAAAAAGAGAAGCAACUGAAGGAUGUUCAGAGUCAACACAAGAUGAAACGAUGGAGUGGAGGCAAAGAGAAUCAUGUGCGUGUAAGGACUGGAGAAUACGAGCAGACGAGACAGAAGCAACUAAAGUUGCGGGAGAGAAAGAAACACACAAGUCUUGAGGAAAUGCGAGCAACAGACGAGCCAUUCCAGAUCCAUAUGGAAAUUAAGAAGAAGGAAAUUGUCUUGGAAAGACACAGGAAACCGCUUGGGGAUGCACGGAACCGGCUGAAUGUUUCAGGAAGAGAAAGAACGUUGCCGCAUAGUGAAAAGAAGACAAUGAGAGACUGGCAGGAGCUGCUCAAGAGACAUAAUAAUAAGUUCAAGACUGUUCAUACGUACGAGCCACCGCAACACUCUGUGCGAGAGGUGAAACAGUGGGAACGCGAGACGAAGAAAACUUAUUAUGCCUUGUCAGUAGAGGAGCGAGCGCAGGCGAAUGAGGAGAUUACAGUCUGGAAGCAACGAAAAGUGGCCAGAAGCCAUUAG